UCACUGGCUGGGAGAGAUUUAAAGAGAUUAAAAGCACCCGUGAGAGAAAGCAGGUCAGCACAGCCGCUACAAGUGUCCGUGUGAGCAACCCAGGCCGGCAGUUCAACCUAAAUUCGGCCCUGUGAGUGGCAUUCCUGCACCACAGCUGGGAGGGCCCCAGGCAUCUUAGGGUCUCCGUCCCCACGGAAAGAAGGAGGAGGCUUAAGCUGAAGGGAGGAGGCUGCUGAGUACGGGUGCUUUUCUUCCGGAGAGAAAUCUCAUUCAUGUAUUUUCUCAGGGGCACUUCUGCUCUUAAUUAAGCAGUUGAACGAAUUCACUGAGUACUGCACGGCAAGAUAACUUAUUGAGAAGCUCUCUUGUGUCUUUCUCUCUUUGUUGUCAGCGCUCGUCUCUCCUCUGCACCAAGAAGAGCCUGAGGAGCCAACCAGAGCCAAUCAAGUUUCAGAACCUCUACUGUCUGAUACCAGCAUUGCCAGGGAUGAAAUGUUCUAACCAGAUACUCCUCUGCUCUUGACAGCACACCUCUCUCCAGAGGAGAAGAGAGGGAGGGUGGCCACCUUGAUCCAGCCGAAGCAUCUCCAGGAGGUCUUCUCCGGAUGCCGCAUCAAGGCUGCCAAUCUGCCACAGCACGGAGCUGGUGAUCCCGGAGCAAGUGGACAUGGCUUUGCUCAGCAGCAUCCUAGCAGCCUAUUCCAUUGUCUCAGAGAGUCCUGAGCGAGCAGCUCUGUACUUUGUCUCUGGCGUGUGCAUUGGGCUGGUCCUCACUCUGGCUGCCUUGGUGAUCAGGAUCUCUUGCCACACAGACUGCCAGCAGCAUCCCCAGAAGAAGCUCGCGCAGGACGGAGAAAGCAGCGACUGCAGCGACAGCGAGGACGGCAGCUCAGACGCGGUAUCCGAUGUCUCGGUCAGGAGACACCGCCGCUUCGAGAGGACUUUGAACAAGAACGUCUUCACCUCGGCAGAGGAGCUGGAGCGCGCCCAGCGGCUAGAGGAGCGGGAACGCAUCAUCAGGGAGAUCUGGAUGAAUGGCCAGCCUGAGGUCCCCGGCACCAGGAGCCUGAACCGCUACUACUAGGGGCAGACAGGGACCCGCACCGCCCUGGAAGCCUCCUGGAAGAGAAAGGGUCCACAGGGGCGGUGAGCCCAAAGGGCUGCGCGCAGUUCUGCUACUCUGGCCAGAGGCAAGCAGGACACUCUCAUUUUCCAGCCAGGAGGACUGGCUUCUCUCUUCUGACUAAACUUAAGGGAGAAGCAGAGAAACGGAGUUGGUUCAUCUCUCCAGGUCUUGUAAUGGUGCUGAAAACCCUCACCAACAAUGUGCAUGGAGAUCAGAAAAACAACUGUGGUUCCCUUUGAAUUCUGAGGAUCUCAGAAGCUUCUGCAGACUUCACUGUUAUAUGUUAUUUCUUUACAAAAGGAAAUAUUAUAACAUGAGUGCGAGGAAGAGCAGGGUUGACUUAACCCAGUGAAUGCAAUUUACUUAAUGACUCCAUGCUAUGGAGAUGAUUUUGAUCCACACAGCAUGAUCCAUGCAUAUUAUUUAAGUCUGAUUCUUUAAAUCUCGUGUUGCAGUGGCAACCUCGUCCAUUUUAACUGGCACCUCAGGGAUUAAAAUCCUAUAUUUUUAAUUACAGUUCCCACUUCUCAUGAAAAUUAAUAAUGUAUUAGAGAUGUGUCAGUGAAAUAGAAAAGUGUAAAUAACCUCACAAGAUGAAGGGUUUUAUGUUAAAUAGCUUAUAAAGAAUAUAUUAAGAUACAUACUUGAAAAUGCUGCACAAGAAUAAAAGCUGUGUUUUUCCCCCUUUUGGAGAGAAAAAAAUUUUGUUAUGACUCUAGAUAAUUAUGAUUUUAAACAUUUUGUUAAAAAAUGUUUUUGGAUUUGUAAGAGAAGAAUGGGAAUGGGAGGUAAGGAAUAAAGCCAAAUUAGGUUGGGAUGAAAAAUAAAUGUUACAUAAGAUC
Molecule: messenger RNA, 1959 nt
Organism: Camelus dromedarius (Arabian camel)
Lineage: Eukaryota; Metazoa; Chordata; Mammalia; Artiodactyla; Camelidae
Gene: EVA1A
Product: eva-1 homolog A, regulator of programmed cell death
Exons: 4
Coding region: 659-1075 (138 amino acids)
Source: RefSeq, a predicted model, not a curated record